Messenger RNA from Amphiprion ocellaris (clown anemonefish), 6846 nucleotides. It is a transcript of the gene pcxb, whose product is annotated as pyruvate carboxylase b. Bases 402 to 3944 code for a protein of 1180 amino acids. Gene Ontology annotation, biological process: pyruvate metabolic process; gluconeogenesis. NCBI's taxonomy places the organism in Eukaryota, Metazoa, Chordata, Actinopteri, Pomacentridae. Gene Ontology annotation, cellular component: cytoplasm. Gene Ontology annotation, molecular function: pyruvate carboxylase activity; metal ion binding; ATP binding. The record is from RefSeq and is a predicted model, not a curated record. The transcript is spliced from 27 exons.
GGCGCAGCGGCAGACUCCUAUAUCCGCCGCACGGAGACGGACGGUGCCAGCUGCUAUCUCCGUUAGCCUCCGUAGACUGUUAGCAACUAGCUUCGGAGCUGCUUCACUUCAUAUGAGGCACCGAGCAGGAGAGAGUGUGUGUGUGUGUGUGCGUGACAAGAGUGUGUGUCCGCUCGGCCGUCCCGAAGUCACUCUCCGCGUGUGUGUGUGAGAGUGUGUGUGCGUCCAUAUAAACCCACUUUCCUCCUGUGUGUGAGUGCGUGAGUGUGUGUGUGUGUGUGUGUGUGUGUGUGUGAGGUUAGCAAACCUGUAAACACUGACAGCAGUCGACUGUUUACACUCGGUGUCCGGUUACUUGGCGGCGGAUUGUCAUCUUUGAGUGAUACCGACAGAGCGGCAGCAUGAUGUUGCGCUACACUGUGGUCCAGGGCGGCCUCGGCCUGUUGGCUGUCAGGAGGGCAUGUGUUGUCUCCCGAUUCGCCCACUCUGCCCCGCAGAGCGAGUAUCGACCAAUCAAGAAAGUCAUGGUGGCCAACAGAGGUGAGAUUGCUAUCCGUGUGUUCAGAGCCUGCACUGAACUGGGCAUUCGAACCGUGGCUGUUUAUUCUGAGCAAGACACCGGACAGAUGCACAGGCAGAAGGCAGAUGAAGCCUAUCUGAUCGGGAAAGGCCUGCCACCUGUUGCAGCAUACCUGCACAUUCCAGACAUCAUCAAAGUUGCCAAGGACAACAAUGUGGAUGCCAUCCACCCUGGCUACGGUUUCCUCUCUGAGCGGGCAGACUUUGCUCAGGCCUGUGCAGAUGCAGGGGUCAUGUUUGUAGGACCAACCCCAGAAACAGUCCGCAAGAUGGGAGACAAAGUGGAGGCUCGUGCCCUGGCCAUCAGUGCAGGUGUACCUGUGGUUCCAGGAACAGAUUCUCCCAUCUCCAGCCUGCAGGAGGCGCAUGCCUUCGCCCAGACAUACGGUUUCCCCAUCAUCUUCAAAGCAGCAUAUGGAGGUGGUGGUCGCGGCAUGAGGGUGGUCAAGGAGUACGAGGAACUUGAGGAGAAUUACCAGCGGGCCUACUCUGAAGCCCUGACUGCUUUUGGGAAUGGAGCCCUGUUUGUUGAGAAAUUUAUCGAGAAGCCCAGACACAUUGAAGUACAGAUCCUAGGCGAUAAAUAUGGAAAUGUCAUCCACCUCUAUGAGAGAGACUGCUCCAUUCAGCGGAGACACCAAAAGGUUGUGGAGAUUGCACCGGCGUUCCAACUGGACCCUCAUCUGAGAGACCGACUUCACACUGAUGCAGUCAACCUCGCCAAACAGGUUGGAUACGAGAAUGCAGGCACGGUGGAGUUCUUGGUGGACAAACACGGCAAACACUACUUUAUUGAAGUCAACUCCCGACUCCAGGUUGAACACACGGUCACCGAAGAAAUCACUGAUGUGGACCUGGUGCAUGCACAGCUGCAUGUGUGUGAAGGCCGCAGCCUGCCAGAACUCAGCCUCAAACAAAACAAGAUCAGGGUGAACGGAUGUGCGAUCCAGUGUAGAGUGACGACCGAAGACCCAGCCAGAGGCUUCCAACCAGACACCGGAAGGAUUGAGGUCUUCAGGAGUGGAGAGGGCAUGGGUAUCCGUCUGGACAGCGCCUCUGCCUUCCAGGGUGCCGUCAUUUCACCCCACUAUGACUCACUGCUGGUGAAAGUCAUCGCCAGCGGAAAGGACCUGCCGACAGCGGCCUCCAAGAUGAGCCGAGCCCUGGCCGAGUUCAGAGUGCGAGGGGUCAAGACCAACAUUCCUUUCCUGCAGAAUGUUUUUGCCAACCACCAGUUCCUGCACUCCACUGUGGACACCCAGUUCAUCGACGAAAAUCAGGAACUCUUCAACCUCAAACCUACUCAGAAUCGAGCCCAGAAGCUGCUGCACUACCUGGGUCAUGUGAUGGUGAACGGACCAACCACACCCAUCCCAGUCAAGGCCAAACCUUCCUCUAUAGACCCUGUCAUUCCUCCAGUCACCAUGGGCGACCCUCCGGUGGGUUUCCGUGAUGUGUUGCUGCGUGAUGGUCCUGAGGGAUUCGCCAAGGCCGUCCGUGCCCAUCAGGGUCUGUUGCUAAUGGAUACCACGUUCAGGGAUGCUCACCAGUCACUCCUGGCGACCAGAGUUCGGACCCAUGACCUGAAGAAGAUCUCGCCAUUCGUCAGCCACAACUUCAGCAACCUUUUCAGCCUGGAGAACUGGGGAGGUGCUACCUUCGACGUGGCCAUGCGAUUCCUGUCAGAGUGUCCAUGGAAGAGACUCCAGGAGCUGAGAGCUUUGAUCCCAAAUGUCCCUUUCCAGAUGCUGCUGAGAGGAGCCAACGCUGUGGGCUACACUAACUACCCUGACAAUGCUGUCUUUAAGUUCUGCGAGGUGGCCAAGGAGAACGGCAUGGACAUCUUCCGCGUGUUUGACUCCCUGAACUACCUCCCUAACAUGCUGCUGGGUAUGGAGGCUGCAGGAGCAGCAGGUGGCGUAGUUGAGGCCGCCAUCUCGUACACGGGCGACGUCUCCGACCCGAUGAGGCAGAAGUACUCUCUGGAAUACUAUGUGAAACUGGCAGAUGAGCUUGUCAAAGCUGGAACCCACAUCCUGUGUAUCAAGGAUAUGGCUGGUCUGCUGAAGCCAGAGUCUAGCAAGCUUCUGAUCAGCGCUCUCAGAGACCGUUUCCCAGAUGUGCCCAUCCACGUGCACACCCACGACACAGCUGGAGCCGGUGUAGCCGCCAUGCUGGCUUGUGCUGAAGCUGGAGCUGAUGUAGUUGACGUGGCAGUUGACUCUAUGGCUGGGAUGACCUCUCAGCCCAGCAUGGGAGCCAUGGUCGCCUGUGCCAAGGGCACCAAGCUUGACACUGGCAUUGCUCUGGAGAAGGUGUUCGACUACAGUGAAUAUUGGGAAGUAGCCAGAGGCCUGUACGCUCCAUUUGACUGCACUGCCACCAUGAAAUCUGGCAACGCUGAUGUCUAUGAGAACGAGAUACCUGGAGGACAGUACACCAACCUCCACUUCCAGGCUCACAGUAUGGGACUGGGAAAUAAGUUCAAGGAGGUGAAGAAGGCAUACGCUGAAGCCAAUAAACUACUAGGAGACCUCAUUAAGGUGACUCCAUCUUCAAAGAUUGUGGGUGAUCUGGCCCAGUUCAUGGUGCAGAACAGCCUGAGCAGAGCAGAGGUGGAGGAGAGGGCAGAUGAGCUGUCGUUCCCCCUGUCUGUGGUGGAGUUUCUGCAGGGAUACAUCGGGAUACCACAUGGAGGAUUCCCUGAGCCGCUCAGAUCCAAGGUGUUGAAAGCCCUUCCCCGUAUCGAAGGUCGUCCAGGUGCCUCUCUGCCACCCAUGGACUUCAAGGCUCUGGAGGAGGGGCUCCGAGCUGCUCAUGGGGAUGACAUCACCCCUGAGGAUGUGAUGUCAGCAGCCAUGUACCCCAAGGUGUUCCAGGAGUUCAAGGACUUUACAGCUAACUUCGGCCCAGUGGACUGUCUCAGCACCAGACUGUUCCUGGAUGGACCCAAGAUUGCAGAGGAGUUUGAGGUGGAGCUGGAGAGAGGAAAGAUCCUCCACAUCAAGGCCCUGGCACUGGGUGACCUGAACAAGGCCGGGCAGAGAGAAGUCUUCUUUGAGCUGAACGGGCAGCUGAGAUCUGUGCUGGUUAAAGACACAGUCGCCAUGAAGGAAAUGAAGUUCCAUCCCAAGGCUCAGAAGUCUAUCAAAGGUCAGGUGGGAGCACCGAUGCCUGGAAAAGUCCUAGAGGUCAAAGUAGAGGUCGGAUCCAAGGUGGAGAAGGGUCAACCGCUGUGUGUCCUGUCGGCCAUGAAGAUGGAGACCGUGGUCAACUCCCCGAUGGCCGGUACCAUUAAGGCUGUACAUGUCACGGCCGACGCCUCCCUAGAGGGAGAUGACCUGAUACUGGAAAUCGAGGAGUAGAGCGAGGUAGAGGCAGUAGGCAGGAGAUAGACAAUCUGAUUCUGGAAAUGCUGAGAGGUGGAGGAACGUGGGGAAUAAAAUAAAGAGGAAAACUGGAAUCUUUUCCCUCUGUGAUAUCUGAGACCCCCAGUUUGUACAUAUUUGGUUACACUGUCAACACAUAAUGAAGCUCUAUGCAUUAAGAUCAGAUGGCAUGAAUAUCCAAAAUAAUAUAUCAAAUUGAUGGUAAUUCAUGCCUCUAUUUAAUUCUCCCAGAAGCAAGGUAGUUAUUUAAGUGUGGAGAUUAGCUUAAAAAAUGGUACCUUUACUAAUGUCCUGUCAACUUGUGGAAGGUAGCGUAGACAUUUACACAUAGCAUUUAGAAUUGUGAUACAUUCCACUGGUGCAAAGUCUUAAAUGCGAUGUACUACAAUGAGUUAACCACGUGUAACUCUAGAACAGGGUUGUAACAUCUCUUCGCAAUUAAAUGCUGCCAAUUUCACACUGUUGAUGUUGCUUAAUAUAUUCAAAGUGAGUAAGAUUAAACAUUUCAUCUUCGACUACUAAAUGUUUUCUUUGUAAUUAGCAGGAUUCAGACAAAGACGAACAGACCUGAGGAUAUAUUAAUCAGUAAUUCUUUUCAUAUGGGGACGGUGGUUUUUUUUUCUUUUUUUAAAUGAUCACCUUAGCAAGACAUUAGUCACAGUACAUUCUGGGAAUGUGUCAUCACUGUUAGACUCACUUUUUUUCCAAGGUAAAAAAAAUCAAGACAACAAAAUACACAGGGGCUAAGGGAAAUGAAUCACAGUAUUUUGCCUUAUCUGUUUUACAUGGGUGUCGUGAAAAUAUGUUCAGUCAGAGAAGCACAACAAAAGAAGUGGCACAAUUUUAGAUAAAGAAAUACAUGCCAGAAACACCUGACAUUGCACCAAAGUGAAAAAUUUAUUCUGUUACUGUAUCAGUAAUAGUAGAUGGUUUAGUUUUUUAAAGAUCUGUGCUGAUGUGUUCUAAAUCAUGUCUGUCUUUACAAUCCCCAAACAGAAGAAAACCUGUAAAUUUGGAAACACCUUCAUUAUAGUUUAACUGUGGCUCUGAAUUUAAAGGCAGCAGUAGUACAGCUCUAUCUGCUGCAUCAUUUUAAGGUGUCCAGUCAGAGUUUUAAGAUGGCUUUUGAGGCCUUUUUAGUGUCUCUGCUUUGGUGUGAUGUUAAAAAACAGUUGUCAGAGGAGCAGUUCCACCCCUGUCUUUCCAGAACCAGGCAGAGAUUAUGGUGAACGGUCUGUCUGCAUGGGGAUUUUUAAUGCUAGGUGUAAAUGGGAUUACAUGGGGCUGUAAUGGAGGUAUGUGGUGUUAUUUUCUGAGGCUCUGCUGAUGAAUUUAUGAAUUAAUUCUCUGUCAAAUGAUGUGAAAUUAGCCGGACUAAUAAGAGACUCUGGAGACUCCCAGUAGCAGCGCCCAGCUUUAUAUUUCUAAUGCGUGACUGUUUGCAUAAGUGAGUCAAGAUGUGUGUGUGUGUGUGUGUGCAAGCAAAUUUUGAGACAAACUCAACCAGUCCCCCACAACGCACCUCCUGAGAUGAAAACACAGUCUAAAAGGAAUUAAAUAUUCAUACUCACAUAUGCACUGGUGCAAAAUAUUCAUGUUAGCCCUUGAGUGCUGCCUGGAUAAAGACAAAACACCACUGCACAGUGGUGUGGCUGCAUCUCCACAGAAACAAUACAGAACAAUGUAGCAAUUAACCGCCUCAGUCUCACACCAGUGUCACCUGAAUGUUCAGCUUCUCUGACCACUAAAAGUAGACCGGAAACAAGCAGCACAUCACACAUCAGUCUCAGUUCCCCUUCAAUACCAGGCAGGAUGUUUUUGGGACAGUGAGCCAGACAAGAGACCACAACAGCUGACAUUCCCCAAAACAUCUGUGCUCCUUCAACAGAACACAUCGAUUGGGACACAAAAUUGAAGUAUCAGUUUGUACUUGACUGGAUUGUUUCCAGCAUUUUUGCUCCAUUACCUCUGAGAAUGAAUACCCUUUUGAACUAUGCAUCAAUACUGAGCGGAGAUGCCGCAGUUAAUUAGAACACUGAUGUCUCCUCACUCUCCCGGCCCAAAGCAAUGCCUCACUGUAUCUCCUGAUUUAUCAAUUUGUAUUUGAAUCUUUGGCGAGAGACGGAGAUGAAGUGGUGGGAUUGUACGAAUGAGUGUUUUUGACAAGCUGUUGCACAAUAAUGUAAAGUUCCCUCCUCCUCUCAUUGUGAGCUCUCCUCAUUUAUCUGCUUUCCCUGCCUCAUCUAUCUCACAACCUUUUCAUAAUAUGUUCCUCUCCAUCUCUUCCUUCGGUGUACUUUUGCACAUGUAAGAUGACAGCUUCGAUUCAUGCAAUAAUGUGAAAUGUAUCGCAGUGUUUCUCUGUCUCAGCCAGCAGCGAUUCUAAAAGCCAAGCUUAUGACAAUGUACAACUGUUCAGUGUCUUAAGGGGGGAAAGAAUAAAUUGCAGAAAAUGCUAUUUGUUUCAGAAAGGCGGCCAUAGAUUUGACCUAUUCUUCAGUUCAUGCUAUGUAAAGCUGAGCUGUCACAGACUAUAAAAAUAUGGCCUGUGACAUUUCUGUUUUCUCUUUGUAUGUUUUUGCGAAACCAAACUGUUUAUUUACUCCUUAAGUUCAGCUGGAAUGACUGCCUGCUGAUUCAAAAUGUCUCAGUGGAAUUUCAAAUGUUCACAAUUUGUCAAGGUUUCUUACUUUCUACAUCGACGUUUUAUUCAUUCACUUAAAAUUUUUCAAGUAGUUUACAUUUAUGUGUUGAGGUUAAAAGUAUGUCAAAGUCCUAGGAGAGACUAAGACCUGGAGUGCAAAAUAAGGGAAUCAAAUAGUAUGUAAAAGCGAUACUUGUUCUGUCUGUACUUACAAAUAAAGUCUAACUAAACCUG